CAGUACGUCUGCUGAUUCCGUUCCCGUCACUAGUGUGGUGGUGUCGCUGAGAAAAGAUUUUACAACAAAACAGGCAGCGAAAUAAUGGCGGAGAAUAGAGCGAGUGGGAAAAAAAUCACCAUCAAUGUGAAAACGCCAAAAGAUAGGAAAUCGGUCGAGAUCGAGGAGGAUGCAGAAAUUAAAGAUCUCAAGCUCUUGGUAGCGGAAAAGUUCGACACAAACCCCGAACUGGUGUGUUUGAUUUUUGCUGGAAAAAUCAUGAAGGACACCGAUACGCUCAAGACACACAACAUCAAGGAAGGGCUGACGGUGUAUCUGGUGAUAAAGGCGGCGGCCCGUGCCGAGUCCGAAACGGCACGGCGAGCACCGGCCGAUGUGUCGCAAACCCCGUUCGGGCUAAAUCAGCUCGGCGGCAUUGCCGGUCUCGGUGCGCUCGGUGGUAAUCAAACCAACUUUAUGGAUUUGCAGUCGCGCAUGCAGCACGAGCUGCUGGAAAACCCGGAACUGAUGCGCACCGUGCUGGACAAUCCGCUCGUGCAGCAGAUGAUGAACAGCCCGGACACGAUGCGCCAGAUACUGACCUCGAACCCGCAGAUGCAGGAGCUGAUGCAGCGCAAUCCGGAAAUUUCGCACAUGCUCAACAAUCCGGAACUGUUGCGACAAACGAUGGAGCUUGCGCGCAACCCGUCGAUGUUGCAGGAGCUGAUGCGCUCGCAUGAUCGUGCCAUUUCGAACCUCGAGAGCGUCCCCGGUGGGUACAGUGCGCUGCAACGGAUCUACCGCGACAUCCAGGAACCGAUGAUGAAUGUCGCCUUCCGCAACCCGUACUCCGGUACAUCCGAUUCGGGCAGCGCUAGCGGUGGGGGAGGAGGCGGUGGCAAUCCGCAGCAGGGCACCGAAAACAGAAGCCCACUGCCGAACCCGUGGAGUAGUGCGGGCAGUGGUGGUGGUGGUGGUGGUGGUGGCACCGCCGGUCGUGCUACAGCAGCAGGAGCCGGUAGCGCCGGAACGGAUGCUGCCGGUACGCCGCUCGGUCUGCUCAACACGCCGGCCAUGCAGAGUCUGUUGCAGCAGAUGAGCGAAAACCCAUCCGUUAUGUCGAACAUGCUCAACUCGCCGACCACCCGCUCCAUGAUGGAAGCGCUGAGCGCCGAUCCGGCGAUGGCCGCCCAACUGAUGAGCCAAAAUCCGCUGCUGGCCAACAACCCGGCACAGCAGGAGCAGCUGCGCGCGAUGAUGCCCCAGCUGCUGCGCCAGAUGCAGAAUCCGGAGGUGCAACAGAUGGUCACCAACCCGCAGGCCCUGAACGCCAUCCUGCAGAUUCAGCAAGGCAUGGAGCAGCUGCGUUCGGCCGCACCGGGGCUGAUGAGCUCGAUGGGCAUUCCGCCGAUGCCGGGCGCACCAACAUCGACCGCAGCCGGUGCAACAACCAACACGAGCGGCGGGGCGGCGACAACUGCGGGAGAUGCAUCCACCGGACAGGCACCGCCGAACAAUGAUGGUCUGUUUUCCGAGUUUAUGGCCCGCAUGAUAAACGGGAUGUCGUCCGGAACGGCCGACACGAACAUUCCACCGGAGGAGCGCUACCGGUCCCAGCUCGAUCAGCUGAUGGCGAUGGGCUUCGUCAACCGGGAGGCAAACCUGCAGGCGCUGAUUGCUUCGUUCGGCGACAUUAAUGCGGCCGUCGAACGGUUGCUGGCGCUCGGGCAACUGUCGCUCAGCUAACAAUGUGCGCCAAUCUAGCAAUGUGUGAACUCGGGUGGCUGACUCUUCUCUGCUUCAUUAUUGUUUUGUUCGAAUGUGGUGAAUCGUUUUCCGGCGAUGGAUCGCUUCUCCAGAGCUCGCCGGAAAGGACAGUGUGACGAGGAAGUUAUCUAUAAACACAAACAAACACACACACACACACAUAGAAUACUGCAACUACUACUACCGUAAGCCAUUUGGUGUAUGUAUAUAUCGUGAGCAUUUUUAAUUGCAUCUUUUGCGUUCCUUUUUUUUUGGGUUCUUUUCUAUCGCAAUGGACGCACGCUCAACCUGAAGGAACCGGAUCAGCUGGACAGUGAGCAAACAACGUAAAGACAAGCUGGGAAAACAACUAGACAUUCUUCAUUAUCAAUAGUACACACGCUUCGAUUUUCACAUAGACAGUCCACACACACUUUGAGGAAGGAUCCGGAACGCUUGGCGUUGCGUUCCUUUGAUUGCAUUGAUUAUUCCAUCGCCUGAACAAGGGUGAUGAGGUCUCUUAGGGAACGAAUCAGGAUUACGAGGUCGGCCGGACGGUCACACGGAUGUGCCGAAGUGACAAUGUUUCGUUCUCUUCUCGAGAGCAGCAGCAGGAUGAACGGAGGAUAGGAGUAAAGGAAAGGAAGAUUAGAAAAUUCCCGGUAAUGUCAAAUAAUUCUAGCGAGCAAACAAAAUUCACCCCUUCCUGUCUGUACUCGUCGUUAUUUAAUGUGAAACUUGCAACAAAAAAAAAAAACAAAAUUUCUCUCGCUAAAAGGAACACACACACAACACAGUUAGAGGAACACUGCUUGGCUAAAACGAUACUAACGUUUUAUCUUGCGCUCUCGACCACUGUUGCGAAUACGAAGAGGGAAAAUUUCAAUAACCAACACACACACAUAUACAACACAUCGGCGGCAGAUUAGGUUUUUUGAAGAUAAGGAUGAGGAUAUGGUUUAAAUAAUUGGUGGUAAAUGGCUUGGUUGGUGAUUACAAUGCCUGCGGUGUCUAAUUUUUGGCCCCAUCCUGCUACCAUCCGCACGGGUGGAACGAUGGAUAGAUGAUAUACCUAUGAAUAUAUGAAUAUAUAUACAUACAAUUACUAGUAUAUUCAAUAAAUCCACAGUUAAACCAACUCCGGACCGGUGCAAAAAGCGA
Anopheles stephensi (Asian malaria mosquito) is the source of this 2886-nucleotide messenger RNA. RefSeq names its product ubiquilin-1 (gene Ubqn). The transcript has 2 exons. The coding region runs from base 85 to 1725 and encodes 546 amino acids. Gene Ontology annotation, biological process: ubiquitin-dependent protein catabolic process. Gene Ontology annotation, cellular component: cytosol. The record is from RefSeq and is a predicted model, not a curated record. Gene Ontology annotation, molecular function: polyubiquitin modification-dependent protein binding. Lineage: Eukaryota; Metazoa; Arthropoda; Insecta; Diptera; Culicidae.